AUGGUCAGUAUGCAACUGCCACAGGCCAGAGCAAGUCCAUCCUCAGCAGGGUGUGCACAAAGCAGAAGCUACGUGCCACCGCCCGAAUGGCCUGAGGUCAGGGCAAGUCCAUCCUCAGCAGGAUAUGCGCCAAGCAGAAGCUAUGUGCCCCAACCCCAAUGGCCUGAGGCCAGAGCAAGUCCAUCCUCAGCAGGGUGUGCACAAAGCAGAAGCUACGUGCCACCGCCCGAAUGGCCUGAGGCCAGAGCAAGUCCAUCCUCAGCAGGGUGUGCACAAAGCAGAAGCUACGUGCCACCGCCCGAAUGGCCUGAGGCCAGAGCAAGUCCAUCCUCAGCAGGGUGUGCACAAAGCAGAAGCUACGUGCCACCGCCCGAAUGGCCUGAGGUCAGGGCAAGUCCAUCCUCAGCAGGAUGUGCACAAAGCAGAAGCUAUGUACCACCGCCCGAAUGGCCUGAGGUCAGGGCAAGUCCAUCCUCAGGAUAUGCGCAAAGCAGAAGCUACGUGCCGCCCGAAUGGGAGGUCAGGGCAAGUCCGUGCUCAGGAGGUACGCAAAGCAGAAGCUAUGUGCCCCCACCCCAAUGGCCUGAGGUCGGGGGCAGUUUGCCUUCAAGCAGUUUCGUGCCGUGGCCGGAGGCGAAGGCAAGCCCCUCCUCAACAGCAGAAAGCCUUGCUUCAACCAGCACAUCCUUGACCCAAUCCCACGCAUCGCCGACGCAGAUAGAGAGCUUUGUGGCACCCAGCCCCCCGCGCAAAGGCUCCACGAAGCUCGGAGACGUGCCGGCCUCGAGCCCGUCCAAAGAGACGGCGCUGGAAGAGCAUGCCGCGCUGCCUGGCAACGAGGUGUGCGCAGACUGCGGCGCGGCCGCGCCUGAUUGGGCCUCGGUCAACCAGGGCAGCUUGAUUUGCAUCGACUGUGCUGGCACUCAUCGUUCUUUGGGAGCGCACGUCUCCAAAGUCAAGUCAGUGAGGCUUGAUCGGUGGAAGCCAGACGAAGUCGCCAGCUUCAUUGCCAAAGGCGGCAAUCGGGAGGUGAAUCGAAGGCUUCGGCUGGCUGGAGCGCCACCACCCCCGGCGAGGUCUGCCCGCCCGCAGCUGGAAGCCCACAUCCGCCAGAAGUACCAAGAAGCAUUCAUCGCCGCGGAGAGGCCAAGGCAACCGAGCGACAGCAUGCACACGAAGGUCACUGGAACAGCUGAAGGCUCUUCCAGUUUCCUGGUGCGCGAUGCCAAGGGCGUGGAGGUCACGGCCGAGGUGCUGGCUCGACCUUCGAUGCCGCGGGAUUUGAGUUGCCACAUGGGCACGACUUGCCAUCAAGGACUAGUGAUCGUCGAUGUUGCCAGCGUGGAUAUCGGCGUGGAGAGAGCCCAAGAUCUGCGGAUGCUCGGGCCAUUGUUCCUCUCCUUGUCGGUAUCUCUCAGCUUGGGGCCAUUGACGGAGCGAACAAGCGCGCGGCGAGGUUCGCAAAAGGUCAGUUGGGAUCCUCCACAGAGGAAGGAGUUGCUCUGGGAUGCGGAGGAGCGGUGGUUGUGGUGUCAUGUCUACGAUGGCGGAGACUUCACGGGCUACGCGCAAUUGGCGGGUGAAGGCCGCAUCGAUUUGCUUAAGCUUUUGGAAGGACGACGUGGGUCCGCGCUGGGCGCAGCGCAGAGUCUGGAGGUGGAGCUCUUUGCCGAGGAUGCCCAAAGUGGAUCUGACUCAGAGGCCAGCCCGACCGGACACAAGGACAAGGACCCUGAGAGUGGUGGCUUCAUUGGAACUGCACAGCUCCAGGUCACCAUUAUCGACAUGACGGGCAUGCUGUCCUCACAACAGCGGAAGCCGAUUACGUCUGCAUCGCCAAGCGGCUCUGAGUAG
This is a messenger RNA of Effrenium voratum, 1854 nucleotides long. NCBI's taxonomy places the organism in Eukaryota, Dinophyceae, Suessiales, Symbiodiniaceae. The record is from the annotation of a GenBank genome assembly.